AUGGCGGACCAACACGAAGUCGAUCUCGACUCGAUAAUCGACCGUCUCUUGGAGGUGCGGGGCAGCCGUCCAGGCAAGCAGGUCCAGUUGCUUGAGGCCGAGAUUCGGUAUCUUUGCACCAAGGCCCGCGAGAUCUUCAUUUCUCAGCCCAUCCUGCUGGAGCUUGAAGCGCCCAUUAAGAUUUGCGGCGAUAUCCAUGGGCAAUAUUAUGACCUGCUCCGCCUCUUCGAGUAUGGCGGCUUCCCGCCCGAGGCGAAUUACCUCUUCCUCGGCGACUACGUAGACCGGGGCAAGCAGUCGCUCGAGACCAUCUGCCUGCUGCUCGCCUACAAGAUCAAGUACCCCGAGAACUUCUUCAUCCUGCGGGGCAACCACGAGUGUGCGUCCAUCAACCGUAUCUACGGGUUCUACGACGAGUGCAAGCGCCGGUACAACAUCAAGCUGUGGAAGACGUUCACCGACUGCUUUAACUGCUUGCCCAUCGCCGCCAUUAUCGACGAGAAGAUCUUCACUAUGCAUGGUGGUUUGAGCCCCGACCUGAACUCGAUGGAGCAGAUCCGCCGUGUGAUGCGUCCGACCGAUAUCCCUGACUGCGGUCUGUUGUGCGACCUUCUCUGGUCGGAUCCAGACAAGGAUAUCACCGGCUGGUCCGAGAAUGACCGCGGUGUCUCCUUUACAUUCGGCCCGGACGUCGUCUCCCGCUUCCUCCAAAAACACGAUAUGGAUCUCAUCUGCCGUGCCCACCAAGUCGUCGAGGAUGGCUAUGAAUUCUUCUCCAAGCGCCAGCUUGUCACGCUGUUCAGUGCGCCCAACUACUGCGGCGAAUUUGACAAUGCCGGUGCCAUGAUGAGCGUGGACGAGAGUCUGCUCUGCUCUUUCCAGAUCCUGAAGCCCGCAGAGAAGAAACAAAAGUACGUUCACGGCCUUGGGGGCGGUAGCCGACCCACUACUCCCAGGAAGCAGUCCAAGUCGUAA
Molecule: messenger RNA, 975 nt
Organism: Chaetomium strumarium
Lineage: Eukaryota; Fungi; Ascomycota; Sordariomycetes; Sordariales; Chaetomiaceae
Product: Metallo-dependent phosphatase-like protein
Exons: 4
Coding region: 1-975 (324 amino acids)
Biological process (GO): chromosome segregation; regulation of mitotic cell cycle
Cellular component (GO): cytoplasm; nucleus
Molecular function (GO): protein serine/threonine phosphatase activity
Source: RefSeq, a predicted model, not a curated record